UUGCUCUGAACGACAGGAGAGCUCGGGCGCUGGCGUGUAAAUAGUAGGAUAGACUGCAGACCAUGAUGGUUUAUGCUCACAGAUCAUGUUUCUUUUAUUUUAGAUUGUAAUUGUUGUACUCGGUUGGUGCUGGAUCGGGUUAGGGACCAGGUUUCUGAGAUGAGCUCCUCGGUGGUUUGGGAUGCGCAGUGCGCUUCGCUGCCGCUGCUGACUGGGACUGCUGCUGCUGCUGCUGCUGCAGUGUAAACAAGACGGUCCGAGCCUGCAGCGCUGCUGUCUGUGGGCGCACAGAAAAACGACACAGUGCCAAACGGCAGUUGACUUUUCAUCUUAAAACGAGCACAGUGCCAUCAUGAGCCCUCGGUGGGUUUUCAGUACGCAACGACGUCAUUUCUGCAGCGGAGAAACUGGCUUUCUUAUUUAAUUAAACUGGACAUCUGUCAGUCAGCGCAUCCGCUACUUCUAAGAAACCAGCAAGCGGUAAUCUCGCCGGUCGGCUAAUCAGAUGGACUUUGCAGCGGGGGAAGUAUUAACUUCUUGGAUCUCAGGAAAAUGAGUGACAACCAGGAAACAUCAGACGCUGAGGACACGACUCCGUCCGGGAGCGCGACCUUGCCGCUCCGGCCGCCUUGCGAGCGCCUUUCUGGCCACAAAAGCAGCGUGUGCUCCCGCUCCUACUUCGUGGUAGUGAUGGUGUUUUUUCACGUGUACAUCAUUAAUGUCAUAGCGCUGCUAUUUUACGUUCACUACAACAGCGGGCAGGAAGACGCCAAUCAGAGCCGUGAUGCUCCGAGCGGUGACCACCAGUCCCGCGAGUCGCGACGUCCGCCAUCAAAGCCUGAGUUUCUGCGUGAUGUUUCCCUCACAAGGAUCGAGGGGAUAAGGGUGGGACACGUCCAGAAGGUGUCACUGGUGCCGAACAAAGUGCAUGAAAUGCGGACUCUAAGUCUUAAACCUCUCCUGUUUGAGAUCCCUGGGUUUUUGUCGGAGGAUGAGUGCCGUGUUGUGAUGCAGCUUGCACAGCUAAAGGGUCUAAUGGAGAGUCAGCUAAUGGUGCAAGAAGGCCAAGAAGAGCUAGCCAAAGAGCUCAACCUCAGCCCAGAGGAGAUCUUCAACCUUCUUGAUAUCAACCAGGACGCACAGUUGCAGCUCCAUGAGAUACUGACUCACUCUCGAGUAAGAGACGGCAUCUGGCUCACACCGGAGAAUCUGCGAGAAAUCUACACUGGGCUCAAAGCUGACAAGGACGGUGAUGGUUUGUUGAGUCUAGAAGAGUUCAAGCUUCUGAGCAAUGAUGCCUUCCAGCGCUUCCUGCUGCAACGAGGAGUGAAGAGGAGUCAGCUGGUGAGGAACAGCAGACACACCUGGCUGUAUCAGGGCAAAGGAGCACACCAGGUCCUGCAAGACAUCAAGGAGAGAGUGACUCGCCUCACUCGGCUCCCGCCUGCGUUAGUGGAUCUUAGUGAGCCGCUGCAGGUUGUUCGCUAUGAGGAGGGAGGACACUACCACGCCCACCACGACAGCGGCCCCGUGUAUCCUGAAACAGCCUGUACACACACACGCCUCGCGGCCAACACCUCCACCCCUUUUGAGACGUCUUGCAGGUACAUCACAGUUCUCUUCUACCUGAACUCUGUUGAGGGGGGCGGGGAGACCGCAUUCCCUGUGGCAGACAACAGGACCUAUGAUGAAGUGUGUCUCAUACAGAAUGACGUCGACCUUUUGGACACCAGAAGGAACUGUGACAAGAGCAACUUGAAGGUGAAACCGACCAAAGGGACAGCUGUCUUCUGGUACAACUAUCUGUCUGAUGGCAGAGGGUGGGUAGGAGAGCAGGAUGAAUACGCUCUGCAUGGAGGCUGUGUGGUCACCCGUGGAACUAAGUGGGUCGCAAAUAAAUGGAUCAACAUUGAUCCUGAUUACCAGCGGCAAGCUCGAUACCAACAGCUGGUUUCACAGCAUCCAGAGGACGAGGAUGAUGAAGGUCUGACUCUGAACCCGGACAUUCAGAGUUCUGAUAUCCAUCAAGACUUGUAGCUUGUAAACCAAAUUCAUCUAAAAAAAAAAUAAAAAAAACUACCUAGCCUUCUUCAGUCCUGUGCACAACUUGCAACAUCCUCUGUGGCCGGUAUGUAGAGACAAGAUUUAUUCAGGGAAUGAGGUCGCAGUGGGUUUAUGCAACUGUAAAGAGAUGCUUUUGUUAACUCUUGCUUGGAUAUUGUUAUCCUGUUAUUUUGUAAUAUCCUAUAGUUU
This is a messenger RNA of Centropristis striata (black sea bass), 2253 nucleotides long. It is a transcript of the gene p4htmb, whose product is annotated as prolyl 4-hydroxylase, transmembrane b. Gene Ontology annotation, molecular function: L-ascorbic acid binding; iron ion binding; procollagen-proline 4-dioxygenase activity. The coding region runs from base 553 to 2037 and encodes 494 amino acids. Lineage: Eukaryota; Metazoa; Chordata; Actinopteri; Perciformes; Serranidae. Gene Ontology annotation, cellular component: endoplasmic reticulum. Gene Ontology annotation, biological process: peptidyl-proline hydroxylation to 4-hydroxy-L-proline. The transcript is spliced from 9 exons. The record is from RefSeq and is a predicted model, not a curated record.